Gorilla gorilla gorilla (western lowland gorilla) is the source of this 1356-nucleotide messenger RNA. RefSeq lists its product as uncharacterized. The record is from RefSeq and is a predicted model, not a curated record. Lineage: Eukaryota; Metazoa; Chordata; Mammalia; Primates; Hominidae.
AUGGUUGACCCCAGCCCUGCCCACAGGAACAAAGCUUCACCUUUGACAGUCCUGGGCCCUGAUGCUGCUCAGGAGGCAGAGCAGGAGCUGCUGGCACGUGUCCAAUCCACACUGGGCUCUCUGGGCCGAGGGUACAGUGUGGCCCUGUUGCUCCAGGGGAGGGAAACAGAGGCACCCCGACUUGUGCCUCAGCUGCUGCAGAUGCUGUUUGAGGAAGCUCUGCCCCUCAGCUGCUCUGAUCCUGUGCUUAGCACUCUUAGCCUGGUGCAGUUCAGCCCCAGUGGAAGGACCCAGGACCUGCUCUCUCCAGGGGUGGAGAACCUGUCGGUGCUGGACGUGUCCCCUCUGGGCUUGGUGGUAGAAGAUGCCACUGAAGUGGAGGUGUCUGACUCAAAAGCUGCCUCAGAGCUGUACUUGCAGGCCACCGCAGGUGAAGGCAGAGACUGCCCCCUGCUGCGGGUGUUGGCUGGUGAAGUUGUUGGUGAGGAGGCGGAGGGCUCUUUGCCCUGGAUUGUCUCAUGGCUCUUGGAAGGAAACAACGACAGUGGCCUGCUUCUUCGCCUGGACCCCCAAGGUAGCUCCCUCAGUUUGCUCCAGGCUGCUCUGUUGGGGGCCUCAGGAAGGAGGAUGCAGGUGAAACAGGUGAGGCCCACCCUGUGGGAUGCAGUAGAAGAGGCUCGGGCCCACCGGGCUGGCCUGAGGCCCCUGCGUUUAGGCCUCCUUGAGGACACCCUGACGGACAGUGGGCUAAGCCAGCUGGGAAGGGCACUGCGGGAGCUAGAGGUGGUAAAAGCGUGGAGCCAGCACCCAAGAAGCCAGAUGCUCCAAGGAGCGCAGAUACCAGAUGUGGCCCGGCCGCUCUUCUUGGCCCAGGCCCGGAGGCAGAGACUGAGGGAGCAGCACCAAAUUUGGAUUCAAGAGAAGCUGAAGCAUUUGGAACAGAAGGAGGAGGUGGCAGAUGACCAGGUCAAAGGCCUGGUGGCUGAAGAGGAGGCCUGCGAGGAGAGGCAGAGAUGGCAGCAGGAACAGAUGGUGCUGAGAUUCCAGCUGGAGGCCCUUCAGGAAGAGCGGGACACAGCAGAGCAGGACCUGGCAGCUCUCUAUGACCUGCAUGUGCAGGCCACCCGAGCUCAGACACACCAUGUGCUGCGGGUAUUCUGAGCCUGGCAGGGCCAGUGGGAGGAGCAGGCCAUGACCACAGAGCAUCAUCACUGCAGCCUGCUGGCGGGCAUCCUGGAAGAAACCAUCAACCUGGCCACACAGAAUCAGGAGCUCCAAGCUGAGAACCAGCAGCUUCAGCAGGGUGCAGACUAGGCUGGGGGUAGUCAUGCUGCCUGUCCUGGGGAGAAACCUUAA